Messenger RNA from Closterium sp. NIES-65, 2490 nucleotides. The record is from the annotation of a GenBank genome assembly. NCBI's taxonomy places the organism in Eukaryota, Viridiplantae, Streptophyta, Zygnematophyceae, Desmidiales, Closteriaceae.
AUGACAGGCAAGAAGAAACACUCUAGUAGCGUGUUUCGAAUAGUCAGAGGGUUCGGCGCAGCGCUGCUGCUCGUUCUCGUCUUAAAGCCCAUCGUGCCGUGCCUGUGGUCGCGCGAGCCCGGCAUCUGUCCAAUCCUCGAGGUCCCGUCCCUCGCGCGGCGAGAGAUCAAGGAGGCCGCUGAGGCCGGGAAACUGGAGUCACGAGUUUCAGUCUCGGAAAGCGCGAGCAGUGUUUCGGAAACGGUUAAGAGCGAUGCAGGGAAGAUGGAGGAGCAGCAGGUGGCUGAUGCAGCAGCAGCGGAGAAUGGCAGGGAGUUAGCUGCUGCUAAGCUCGCCUUAUCCGCUGAGCUAGAUUCACCUAUUAACGCGGAUAAUUUAUCGUCGCAAAGGAGAAGCUCGGGUGUAGAGGAGGCAGAGGAGGAGGAGUCGAUGACGUCAGCGGUCGAGUCGAUGUCGGAAGACGACAAGGAGCGCGAUGUGAAGUCGCUGUGGCGCUGCCAGGGCGGAUCCGGCGCCGUCGACUGCGCUGAACCGCAGGCGCUCUUGCUGGCCGAGGGCGCGCUGGCACAGCGCGUGCACGCGGUGUGCGCGGCGUACGCGCUGACGGCUCUCACCGGCGCGCCCACGCUCGCCGUGUGGCCCGCCGACCGCCACCUGCCCGCCACCACCUUCCGCCACCUCUUCCGCCCCGCCAGCAGCAUGGCCACCCCCCCGGGGGACGUGGCGGACAGCGCGGUGAGCGGAGAGGCGCGCGACGUGUGGGUGCACGACGUGCGCAUGCCCAGCGGCGACCUCACGGCGAGGUUGCACACGUCGCAACAGGUGAUGCUCAAGGAGUGCCCACGAGGCAGCAGGAGAAAGACCAAGCGCACCCCUCUGCCCUUCCGCCGCUACCUCUCCCCCUCAGCUCAGUCCCAGGCUUCCGGUGCACUGAAUCUGGACGGGUGCGCGUACGACAAGCACGUGGACGCGUGUUUGGGGCGCCUGCGUCCGUCCACGGCGGUGGGCGCGCUGGUGAUGCAGGAAGACCUGGAUGCGCUCAAGCUCUCCAAAGCCAUCUAUGUGUCGGUGAGCCCGCAUGCCAGGAGUGCAUGGCAUGGCACUCUAUCGCGUACAGUGCAUGGGUGUGCGGCCCUCCACGGCUGCCCCCCUGCUCGCCAACCCAUCAGCCCCACUAUGCGCCAUGCGCCGCGUCACCAUGGCCUUCCCCCCUUUCCCCCCUUCCACUACCAGAAGCCCCCUGCUGGUGCCCCCUGCUCCGGCUGUCCCCGUAUGGCCAACUCGUCCGCCCCGCUGUGCGCCAUGCGCCGCAUCACCAUGGCUUUUCUGCACGACCCCCACGUGGCCUUCGCCCUCGCCGCCCGCGCCGCCCCCGACGUCACCGCUGUUGGGGACUUCUUCAGCGAGCUGCGCCGCCCGCUCGUGCUCAAGGCCAGCCAAUCGCGGCUCGACACGUGUCAGGAGGGGGGGAGGAGGGAGUUGGCGGAGGGGAAGGGGGUGCUGGGGAGUGAAGUGGGCGGGACCAGCAUCAAGUGCGCUCAGCUGCAGGCAGCGGAGCUGUUUGCUUUGAGCUUCGCGAGGGCGCUGGUGCCGAUCCACCGGUGGGCCAUCGAGCCGCGCUUCAUCCUCGCCCAGGGCGCCCGCCGCUCCCCCGCCUUCCAGGUGCUGCCGUCCAUCUGCGAGACGGAGAGGUUGCCGCCCAUCAUUCGACACCGGUGGUCGUGGUUCACACAGGUGGAAGAGAAGCUCAAGCUAGUGGUGUGCACGAUGCCCAAGGUGGCGGCCAACUCGUGGCUCAUGUGGCUGCGCGCCAAGCUGGGGCAGCCCAACCCGAAUGACCCCAUCCUCGCCCUCGACGUGGACAAGGCCGGCUGGCACCUGCUGGGGAGGCACUUCACAGAGAAGGAAGCGGUUCGUCUGGUGACGCGCCCGGACUUCUUCCGCUUCACCUUUGUGCGCAACCCCUUCUCGCGCGCCCUCUCCGCCUACUCCAACAAGCUCGUCGUGACAGACACCCCCAACAACAAGACGGGCCCGGGCUCCAGAGAAUACUGGAAUGAGCGUUUCUUCCGGUUUGUGCGGCCGCAGUUUGAGCUGCUCAAGGGCGAGGACGACCUCGUGUCGUUCCCCGACUUCAUGCGCCUCGUUGCCCUCAUGAAGAAGAACUUCCGCUGGAAGAUGGACCGCCACAUCGCCCCGCAGGUGGACGUGUGCUUUAUGCAGAUGAUCAAGUACGACUUUGUGGGGCGGUUUGAGAGUCUGGAGGAGGAUGCCAAGUAUGUGGUGAACCGAUUCGGAGGCGACCAUCUCGACAUCUUCAACUUCGGCGUCAACGCGCACCAGACCCGCGCCGACACAAAGCUUGUCAAGAAGUACACAAAGGACGCAUAUGAGCUUGUGAAGGAGGUCUAUGCUCAAGACUUCUUCAUCCCUCUCAAUAAUAUCACACAAACGGCACCUCCUGUUCUAUCUCAGAUCUUUGAGGGUUGA